AUGUCAGCACUUUUGUCUCGGUGCGGCGAGUCGACAAGACAUGACUAUACGAGCGUCUAUGGGUUUGAUAAGUACCCAAAAAGACGUAGUAUCCUCAAAGAGUUUCCCCAGGUUGCCCAAAUCAUUCUUCAACAUCUGGCACAAAGAAGGAAAGAAUUGGAACAACUGGCAGUUUCAAACCUUCCUGCUUCUCAGUUACAAGACCUUGGUCUAUGUAGAGGUUGGAUCUUGGAUCGAAAUGCUUUCAAGGUACAACGCUGUCUUACAGCUCAAUCCUAUAGUGUACCAAAUUACUUGAAAGUGCACUGUGGCAAACAGCCGGCAGUGUCGAGGGAGACGCCAAAGUCCGUUUACGCUUAUAUACUUGACAGAGAGAGCGCUGAGUAUGCCUUUUUAUUAGGCUUUGACAGGGAGACUGCUUUUAUCGAUGUUUUUCGCCGCGUAACGAGGAACGUCAUCCAAAGGGGCUCCCUGGGUUGGCCGUCUCCCUGGUACAUCGACUGGAUACUCGAAUGUGGCGCAGACCUUACAUCGACUAUACCAGUGGAUUUCGUGCCUGGGGUCGUUGAUGGAGCCACAUGGGCUCAUUAUCUCAUGUCAGUUCUGGGCUACAAGGCAAGAAUCUGGCCUUAUAGACUUUACGACAAUGCUUUGCCGCAGUCGGUUGCAGAUGCCGCCUUUUCCGAGGUCCUAGGCGAUGAUUGUCGAUGCCACUGCUCCUCACAGGGCUGCACGCCUCUCAUCAAGUUUUUGGAAGGCCUUGGGUGUCGCCGUCGCUUCCCUCGAACCUGGUUUACUCUGACAGAAGCUAUCAGGUCCUUUGUGGCUAGCAUCCAAGCUCUAGUUGCCGGAGAACACACUGCACAGAGCUGGAUGCCUCGUGCUGUCCUGCGCUACGCGACAUUCAGUGCAUUGGGACUCCGUCAUACUUGUUGUAAACAUGCGCAUGGCGGGUUAUGCUCUAUUAUGGAUUCUGACGAGAUCGAUGAGAUACAUGAGGAGGAUUCUGCCACGCUACAACAGCUAGAAGACCUUGUUACAUACUUCGGGGAUGGCUAUGGAAGCAUGACCACGCUAGAUGCAUUCUUAAAGGAGGUGUGGCUCCCAAAGAUGCGAGAGGUGUAUAGGGAGAUGGCUUCCUAUAAAAUUACGAAAGAGGAGCUCAGGAAGGCAGAAGAUUGCGGCGUGAAGCUUGCCAUUGCUGAUAGCAAACCAGUCCUCCGGUGUGAGCCACCUAAAGGUUCAUACUGGAGGAUAAAAGUGGAUGUUGACGAGCCUGAGGGUUUUCCUGAGAUUGCACCAAUCGGUUUGGAUGGGUGGAUGGGACGAUUAGACGAGAUCGCGAUAGAUCCAGACCGGCCUGUUGUCACUCCUGUGUCCUCGAGCACUAUUGCCAUGGACCAGAACGGUGUCUAG
Messenger RNA from Fusarium musae, 1416 nucleotides. RefSeq lists its product as uncharacterized. Bases 1 to 1416 code for a protein of 471 amino acids. Lineage: Eukaryota; Fungi; Ascomycota; Sordariomycetes; Hypocreales; Nectriaceae. The record is from RefSeq and is a predicted model, not a curated record. The transcript is spliced from 2 exons.